This is a messenger RNA of Drosophila novamexicana, 1707 nucleotides long. It is a transcript of the gene wor, whose product is annotated as protein escargot. The coding region runs from base 1 to 1707 and encodes 568 amino acids. Gene Ontology annotation, biological process: regulation of DNA-templated transcription. The record is from RefSeq and is a predicted model, not a curated record. The transcript has 2 exons. NCBI's taxonomy places the organism in Eukaryota, Metazoa, Arthropoda, Insecta, Diptera, Drosophilidae. Gene Ontology annotation, molecular function: DNA-binding transcription factor activity, RNA polymerase II-specific; RNA polymerase II cis-regulatory region sequence-specific DNA binding.
AUGGAUAAACUCAAGUACAGCAAAUGCCCGCUGAAAAAGCGACCCAUACUCGUCGAGGAGCCACCGCAUGAGGAUCAGUUGUGUCAUGAUGAGGGACCCGUGGAUCUUAGCGUGGCUGCAGCUUCGGUGCCCCUAGAGCCGCCUCACUGGUCGAUCAAAGCGGAGCCGGAGCCACAGCCGGUAACCACAGAGCUUCGCCGACGCUUCGACGAGGCCAUGACACAAACCAAGGAGCAACUAGCGCGACGCAUUUGGGAGGAGACACGAGAAAUAGCACGCGCCUUUCCCGAUGUCUUUACGCGGGAGGAGAUUGCCAAGAGUUUGGCGCGCCUGGGCUAUGGCGAUUUUGAACUACCGCCAGAGGACGAGGUCAUGGAGCCGGAGCACGAACGUGACUCUGAAAUGGCUGCCAGCUAUGCAAGUAUAUCACCACCAUUGGCAACCGCAGCAUCAGUUAAAGCAGAGCAAGCAGAGGAGCCUUUUGGUUUGCGCAACUACAACAACAACUUGCUGAAAAGCAUUGCGGAGUAUGAGGAUUGCAUGAAACUGCCAAUGCCUGAGCACCACCCGCCACCGCCAGAGCGCUACCAGCUGGCAGCGGAGCCACAGGACUUGAGUGUUCGACCGGAGCUAGCCCCGCAUCAGCAGCAGGAACCGCAGCGUCGUGGUCUGACUGAGAACGUCAAUCUACACAAUGUGGCACGUGCGCUGCUCAGCAUGCAGCAUAUAGCGGCGCCACAGCCACAGCUGCCGCAGCCGCAGAGCUUGAAGGUCGCGCCACAUCAACUAGAGCAGGAGGAGGACCUGGAGAACCAAGAGAACAAUGAGAAUCAGUUGAAUUUGAAGAUUAAGAGCAGCAACGAUCUGUACUAUCAGUGCCAGCAGUGCAACAAAUGCUAUGCCACCUACGCGGGGCUCGUGAAGCAUCAGCAGAGCCAUGCCUACGAGAGCACCGAGUACAAGAUCAUACGCAGCAAUCCCAGCGGUGGCCCCAUUGUGGAUCAAACCGAGUUCUGCACGGAUCAAGCCUCAGCCCUCAUACAAGCAGCGAAUGUCGCCUCGGCGCAGUCCAUGCAGAAGCCGGUGGGCGUGCCGCGCUAUCACUGCAAGGACUGCGGCAAAUCCUAUUCGACCUACUCGGGCCUCAGCAAACACCAGCAGUUCCACUGUCCCUCAGCGGAGGGCAACCAGGUGAAGAAGGUCUUCAGCUGCAAGAACUGCGAAAAGACAUAUGUGUCGCUGGGCGCACUCAAGAUGCACAUCCGCACCCACACGCUGCCAUGCAAGUGCCCCAUAUGUGGGAAGGCCUUCUCGCGGCCCUGGCUGCUGCAGGGUCACAUACGCACCCACACGGGUGAGAAGCCCUUCAGCUGCCAGCACUGCAAUCGUGCCUUUGCGGAUCGAUCCAAUCUGAGGGCGCACAUGCAAACGCACUCGGAUGUGAAGAAGUAUUCCUGCCCCAGCUGCACAAAGUCCUUCUCCCGAAUGUCCCUGCUGGCCAAGCACCUGCAGAGCGGCUGCCAGUCGGAACAGGGUGGCGCCGCGGCAGCGGGCUUCAAUCAGCAUCAGCUGCAGCAGCAUCUGCAGGGCUAUGACGAGUCGUCUCAUCAGCUCUACUAUGCGGGCAGUGUGGGCAGCAGUGGCGGCGAGGAGGAGGAAGCACACGAAUUUCAAAUGCCACCGCAGGUCAGACAGGGCUUAUACUAA